Cladophialophora carrionii CBS 160.54 is the source of this 546-nucleotide messenger RNA. RefSeq lists its product as uncharacterized. Gene Ontology annotation, biological process: protein retention in ER lumen; endoplasmic reticulum to Golgi vesicle-mediated transport. Gene Ontology annotation, cellular component: cis-Golgi network; endoplasmic reticulum; membrane. The transcript is spliced from 3 exons. The record is from RefSeq and is a predicted model, not a curated record. Gene Ontology annotation, molecular function: ER lumen protein retrieval receptor activity. NCBI's taxonomy places the organism in Eukaryota, Fungi, Ascomycota, Eurotiomycetes, Chaetothyriales, Herpotrichiellaceae. The coding region runs from base 1 to 546 and encodes 181 amino acids.
AUGAAGGUCUCGAACUCAUGCUCAGGAAUAUCAUUCAAAACCCAAGCGCUGUACUUUCUCGUCUACGUGACUCGGUACCUUGACCUCUUCUGGACCUUCACCGAUAGCGCCUGGAACACCAUUUUCAAGCUGAUCUUCCUCUCCUCCUCGCUCUACACCCUGUACGUCAUGCUCAAUGACUACAAACCCACCCACGACCCGAACCUCGAUACCUUCCGCGUCUCGUACCUUACGGGAGGCAGCGCAGUCCUCGCUCUGCUCUUCCCAUAUCGCUACACCAUCCCGGAAAUCCUCUGGGCGUUUUCUAUCUGGUUGGAAUCGGUGGCUAUACUACCGCAACUUUUCAUGCUGCAGAGGACGGGCGAGGCGGAGACGAUCACCACGCAUUACCUCUUUGCGUUGGGGAUCUAUCGCGCACUCUACAUUCCGAAUUGGAUAUAUCGCUAUUUUGCCGAGAAUGGACAUUUUGACCCUAUCGCAGUAGUCGCGGGAAUCAUCCAGACCGUGUUGUACUCGGACUUUUUCUGGGUUUACUAUACAAAGUGA